Diutina rugosa is the source of this 1026-nucleotide messenger RNA. RefSeq lists its product as uncharacterized. Lineage: Eukaryota; Fungi; Ascomycota; Pichiomycetes; Serinales; Debaryomycetaceae. The record is from RefSeq and is a predicted model, not a curated record. Bases 1 to 1026 code for a protein of 341 amino acids. The transcript has a single exon.
AUGGCGAGCCUCGUGGGCAUUCUCGACGACGAGAUCACCAACCUCACCCUGCUCCUCACCUCGGUGCCGUUUUCCACCAAACCCGCCCCGGGGUUCUUCCUCAACAUCUACCGCCUCGACCCCCACGGCGUGCAAAAGCUCCGCGACCAGCCGCAGAAAUUCCCCGUCGACGCCGCCAAAUUGCUCAAGUUGGGCAUUCUGCUCGGCCUGUUGGUGCGGACGCUCGAGCUCGACGAGGAGCUCUAUACUUCACUGCAGCAACCGCAGAAACACAUCAUCCACCACGUCCGCACCACUCCUGCCAACAACAAACCGACCUCAGGGCCUAUAGGCGUCGGCGGCCUGAAGAAACUCGCUGGCGACGACUUUAACCUGGCGUUUCUGAUCAACUUUGAUCGGCCCCACGCCCUCAGUCCUCAGGGACUGGCAGCACCGCUGGUACGAAUCGUGUCGCUGCUGACACAGCUGCUGACGACCCACCAGGCGAAGUUCGCCAAAAACUUGCUAACCAUCCUCAGAAACUUUGACAUUGGCACCCCGGUACCGCAGAAGGGCGAUGGCAUCAGCCAUCUGGGCCUGCUGAACACGAUCAACCAGCUCAACGGGUACCCGCAGCUGGUGCUGAACGCGCUGCCGAUCAAGCUCAACCUGAAACAGUUACUCAUCGAGAAGCUUGAGAUCAACAUCGCCUUGGACACUUUGUUCAUCUACAAGACUCUAUUCAAAGUCACCCUCCAGAUCUUCCAAAUAUUACGCAACGGGCUUGUGGCGGUGGGGGCGCUGGAGAUGACGCUUCUGCGCACCACCACCGAGUCCGACGAGCUGCUGCUGAUCUUUCUGAUGGCGCUGGGGGUGCUGAGCGACCUGAACUACCACUUGCUGCCCGAGGAAUACGUCAAGUUGGUGAAACAGAUCGUCCAGCGAUUACUCUUCGGGCUCGUGGAGCCGUUCACCCGGCUCAUAUUCACCGAGCUCGUCGAACAAGACAUCCACACCCAGUUCACCAAGCUACUAAACAGUUUGUAA